Messenger RNA from Ilyonectria robusta, 1014 nucleotides. RefSeq lists its product as uncharacterized. Gene Ontology annotation, cellular component: membrane. The transcript has 3 exons. Gene Ontology annotation, biological process: transmembrane transport; carbohydrate transport. Gene Ontology annotation, molecular function: carbohydrate:proton symporter activity. Lineage: Eukaryota; Fungi; Ascomycota; Sordariomycetes; Hypocreales; Nectriaceae. Bases 1 to 1014 code for a protein of 337 amino acids. The record is from RefSeq and is a predicted model, not a curated record.
AUGGUUGUCAUCCUCGACACCAUCCGUCAACGUCUCCCCGCACCUCGUCAGGACCAGAAAGCUCGACGAGCUCGCAAAGAACGUGGGCGUAGAUCAGUCGAGGCUGGCCGGAAGACGUACGAGCCCGAGGGCGUCAACCGUCUUGCCCAAGAUGCUCCCCCUUGGUACCGCUCCGCCGCCCGCCGUCGCCUCUAUAUCCUCCUCUUCCCUGGCGCUGUAUGCUCGUACGCAACGUCUGGAUACGACGGCAGCCUUUUGGGCACGUUACAGACGGUGGAUCAAUGGGACAACUUCUUCAAUAACCCUCGCGGCGCCGAACUGGGCAUCAUGAGCGCCGCCAUGUCACUCGGCAGCAUCUUCUCAACACCUUUCGCCCCCUGGGUGGCUGACCACUACGGCCGUCGAUGGGGCAUCACUGUGGGCAGUUUAAUCAUGAUAGCUGGUGCAAUUCUGCAGUGCGGAAGUGUCAACCUGGCCAUGUUCAUUGUGAGCAGGUUCAUCCUCGGUUUUGGCCUUUCGUUCGCCACCACGGCGGCUCCCAGCCUGGUCACGGAGCUUUCCCAUCCCAAGGACCGGGUUACCAUCACGGCUAUUUGUAAUACUUGCUGGGGUCUUGGAAGUAUCGCUGCGGCCUGGAUCACCUUUGGGACCCGAAACAUCAAUAGCGACUGGUCCUGGCGUCUUCCCUCCCUCUUCCAGAUGAUUCCCAGCAUUGCCCAACUGUGCGCCGUCUGGUUCCUUCCCGAGUCUCCCAGAUGGCUCAUCUCCAAAGACCGCCACAACGAGGCCCUCGAGGCACUUAAGAGGUAUCACGGUGAUGGCGAGGAAACCGAGUUGGUCAAGCUUGAAUAUGAGGAGAUCGGAACAGCCAUUCAUAUGGAGAAAGUCACCGGCGCAACAACCUGGAAAUCGAUGGUUAGCACGCCCGGAAACCGGUAUAGGAUGUUCCUCGUUGUGUGCAUGGGUUUCAUGAGCCAGUGGUCUGGAAACGGACUCAUCUCAUACUGUACGUGA